UCGAGCACGAAAGGAAGUAAGAUUUUUCUCGGUAGAGACUAGAGAGUGAGGUCGACGCGCGGCGCGCUCAUGGCGAGUCGCUCCCGGGCGCAUACCCACACGCAAUCCCCUCGUGCCCUUUCUUUCUCUAUAUAUCCACCGCCAUGUCCUUCUCCAAUCUCUCCUCUUUUCCUUCCCUUCUAGGGUUUGUGGUUUUCCAUUCUCUCAUGGCGCUUUGUGGGAUCAAGGUUUUUUCCUGCCUUGAUUAUCGGGAUUCGAUCUGGAGAUCCAGGGAUGGUGUUUCGUUUGUCGGAGGUGUUGGUCGGAUGGGAUUGGUUGAGUGGAGAAGGCGGCAAAGGUCGGUGAGAUGCUUGGUGGGUAAAGCUGGGAUGGGGACUGCAUCUCGAGGAGUGGAUGUUGAGGCUGAGGAAUUGGGGCCGGUUUUGAAGUUUAAGAUGGACGAUUUCGUUGUUGCUAACUAUGUCAGCAUUGGUCUCCAUGGCAGGGCAGAUGAGAUGAUCUUUGAGGCGACAGUGAGCAAUCCGGACAAUAUGUUGUAUAAUGCAAGAGUGGUGCUCCGGCAGCUCAAGAGCACGCAAGCUCAGCGCAGAGGCCGACGAGCGCUGGAGGUCUUGAAGAAGCUUGCACGUCGGCAACUCAUGUACCACUGUUAUUCGUUGCAAGUUUAUGGCUUUGUAUCACCAAUAAGUGGCGAGGAUGAUGAAUCUUUCACCCUAGUCCAUGGAUAUCAUGGGAGUUAUUCUUUGCAACAUUGGCUCCAACUGACAGAUUGGCUGCCAACUUUAGAAGCCGCCUUGACAUUGGAUGAGGAGUGUGUUAGGAGGAUAGGGGAUGACAAACUAGGAGGACCUGCUGUUACACGACAACUACGGCUGACCAGGAUUCUUAUGCGAGAUCUUUUGAUUGGUGUCAAUUACUUACACAGCCAUGGUUUGGCUCACACUGAAUUAAGGCUGGAGAACGUGCAUAUUAGCCUGGUUGACAGACAUGUCAAAGUAGGCAUAUUAGGAAAUGCUGUUGAUUUCUAUGAGAACAGUACAAACAGUAGCGCAACAGAUGGAAACAUCAAUCGGAGGCAGUUAAUGAUUGCAUUUGAUAUGAGAUGUGUUGGAUUCAUCAUGGCAAAAAUGGUUCUGAGGGAGCUUAUGGACUCUUCAAUAUUUAUCAAGUUUAAGACUUUCUUGUUCAAGGGAAACUGCCCGUCUGGCCUACGUGAGUUUCUACUUCCAAUUCUAUAUCGAGACUCUCAUUCUGGAAAUGCUGGAUUGCAGAUUCUUGAUAGGAACUGGGGUGCUGGCUGGAACCUUCUAUCAUUGCUCCUUGCCACAAAGCCAUCUGAGAGGAUUAGUUGUGUGGACGCACUGCGACAUCCAUUUCUUUGUGGACCUAAAUGGCGUGUAGACUCAUCCAUGGAUCUCAUCAGGUGGGGUUUAGGUUCAACUGCUGUAAGAAUAGUAGAAGAUUACAUCUACGUCCCGCGUCAGCGUAACAGGAUAGCUUAUUUCAUCGAAUUGAUGGAGUUGCUAAAUCCUCAUCUAAGAAGGAAGAAUUGGGUUGAUCUCCUCCCUGGUAGAUGGCGUCUGUUGUAUUGCACAGGAAGGCAUUUAGGCCUGACACUUCGGCAACCUUCAUUAAGAGUUCUUAUUGGCAAUGCAUACCUAACCUUUACUCAAGCCUCUGAUUCAGAUGGUUCAACUCUUCUACUGGCUUCUGAUAUCGAUUUCAAAGUCAUGCCUGGACAACAAUGGCCACAUGACAAAUCUGGUGAUCUUGGCAACUUGCAAGUCAAAUCUUCACUCAAAUUAGCCUUUGGACGGAGAUUGUAUCUCAGAGAAGAAGACAUUGAAUCCCAAAACAUAUCCUCUCAAGAAUUCGUCGCCAGGAAAACAUAUGGCAAGAAAUGGAAGAAAGGCAAGACCAAAGAACCUCCAUUCAGUCUCCCUGCAGCAAAGCUCAUAUUUGGUGACAUCGAUGUGUCAGUGAGCCUUGGAUCAUCACAAUCAAAUGUUGAUGUGGCACAGAGGGUAAUUCAAGAGGUUCGGACACAAAUCCCCCCGGAGAUGUUUGAUGUGUCAAAGCUUGUGUGUGGGACUUAUGUAGAUUCUAGGAUGAUGGUUCUCCGUGGGGUCAGUGGAUCUGCAUUGCUUUUCACCAGGUCGCCUUAUACUGCUGAGUGCUGACCAUUCAUGAAAUUCAGUCACUUGUAAAUUGCAUAGUUGUUUGUAUAAAUUAGGUUUUGUUGA
Messenger RNA from Dioscorea cayenensis subsp. rotundata (Guinea yam), 2243 nucleotides. RefSeq names its product probable plastid-lipid-associated protein 14, chloroplastic. Lineage: Eukaryota; Viridiplantae; Streptophyta; Magnoliopsida; Dioscoreales; Dioscoreaceae. The coding region runs from base 144 to 2180 and encodes 678 amino acids. The transcript is spliced from 13 exons. The record is from RefSeq and is a predicted model, not a curated record. Gene Ontology annotation, biological process: protein phosphorylation. Gene Ontology annotation, molecular function: protein kinase activity; ATP binding.